Polypterus senegalus (gray bichir) is the source of this 5810-nucleotide messenger RNA. Its product is annotated as zinc finger protein 345-like. The transcript is spliced from 3 exons. Gene Ontology annotation, biological process: negative regulation of transcription by RNA polymerase II. Gene Ontology annotation, cellular component: nucleus. NCBI's taxonomy places the organism in Eukaryota, Metazoa, Chordata, Cladistia, Polypteriformes, Polypteridae. Bases 174 to 4025 code for a protein of 1283 amino acids. Gene Ontology annotation, molecular function: DNA-binding transcription repressor activity, RNA polymerase II-specific; RNA polymerase II cis-regulatory region sequence-specific DNA binding; DNA-binding transcription activator activity, RNA polymerase II-specific. The record is from RefSeq and is a predicted model, not a curated record.
GGCCUCCUCAAGGUGUUGAGGGAUCCGCUUCCUUUGGCCUGGAUCUCCUGAGGUUGUGCGGAUUAAAUGCGGUGGGAGCUGCAGGCUCCAGCAUUGUGAAGACUGAACAGGGAGACCCUCAACUGGUCCUCAUCAAGCAGGAGGACAUCAGCAUUAAAGAAGAGGUUUCGGAAAUGGAACUUUCGUCGAUUUUUAAUUGGCCACUUUUUACCGAAGGUGCCAAAGAAGGAAGGAUGGCUGAUUUUGGUUGGACUUUUCUGGGUGGCCCAUCCUCCUCCUCCUCUUCCUUCCUGCCUCCACAGCUCUGUGGGCCUGGAGAUGAGAAUGAUACUAAAGAAGGACUCCUACAGAAACUGUGCAUGGACCAAAACGGUAUCCAUCAGAAAAUUCCUCCAGGAGAAAAAAUAUACGAAUGCCGUGAAUGUGGAAAGUCUUUUGGGCGGAACUCCUACCUUAUACAACACGAGAGAAUUCACAGAGAAGAAAAACCGUACCAGUGUGGUGACUGCGACAAGUCAUUUAGCCAGAAAGCCAACCUCCAGCGCCACCGGAGAACUCACACCGGAGAAAAACCGUAUCAUUGUCUUCUGUGUGGAAAAUCUUUCAGCCAAAAUAUAGACCUAAGGCGCCACCAGCGGAUUCACACUGGUGAAAAACCGUACCAGUGCAGUGAGUGUGGAAAGGCCUUUAGCCAGUUUGCGAAUCUUAGGGUUCACCAAAGGAUUCACACCGGAGAAAAGCCUUUCCAGUGUGGUGAAUGUGGAAAGUGUUUUGAGACCGAUUCAAAAUGUAAAGCCCACCAGAGAAUUCACACUGGAGAAAAGCCAUUCCGGUGUGAGGUAUGUGGAAAGACUUACAGCCAAUUCAUAGAUCUUAGACGGCACCAGGGAUCUCACACGGGAGAAAAACUGUACCCUUGCACUUUGUGCCCAAAGUCAUAUACUCGAAAUGACAAAUUGAUACAGCACAUGAGGAUUCACACCGGAGAAAAACCGUUUCAAUGUACAGAUUGUGGAAAGAAUUUCAGUGUAGCUGCAAACCUUAGAUACCAUCAAAGACUCCACACGGGGGAAAAAGCCUAUCAGUGUAAUGAAUGUGGAAAACUGUUUGUGCACAUGUCACAGUUCAAGCUUCACCAGCGAGUCCACACGGGAGAAAAGCCGUACCGAUGUACUGCAUGUGGGAAGACGUUUAGCCAGACUGCUAAUCUACGUCAGCACCAGAGGACUCACACGGGAGAAAAACCGUACAAAUGCUCUCAGUGCGAUAAGGCCUUCAGCCAAAAUAUAGACCUCAGGCGCCACCAAAGGACUCACACUGGAGAAAAACCGUACCAGUGCUCAGAGUGCGGAAAGGCUUUUGGUCAUUACGUAAACCUGAGGGUUCACCAGAGGAUUCACACCGGAGAAAAACCUUACCAAUGUACAGAGUGUGGAAGGAGGUUUAGCCAAGCAACAAAUCUCCACUGCCACAUGAGAAUUCACACGAGAGAAAAGCGGUCCAGGCGGAGAGAAGGACGAGGGCCUUCUGAAGGAAUGGGCAGAAGGAAUGGGCUGAGGUCUGGAGAUUCCAGCAUUGUGAAGACUGAGCAGGGAGGCCAUCAACUGGCCUUCGUUAAGGAAGAGAAUUUCAGCAUUAAAGAGGAGGAUUCAGAGAUGGAAAUUUCUUCUGCUGCUAAGGGGCAGGUUCAUGGUGAUUGUGCCGAUAAAGAGGGCAUCCCAUCUUCCUCCUCCCCUCAGCAGAACUGCGGGCCUGGAGAUGAGAACACAAAUGAUGAUGGAGUCUACCAGAAAGUUCCUUCUGGAGAAAAAACGUACGAGUGCCGUGAAUGUGGAAAGUCUUUCAGCCGGAACUCCCACCUCAUACAACACGAGAGAAUUCACCGAGAAGAAAAACCGUACCAGUGUGAUGACUGCGACAAGUCUUUUAGUCAGAAAGCCAACCUCCAACGCCACCGGAGAACUCACACCGGAGAAAAACCGUAUCAGUGUCCUCUGUGCGGAAAAGCCUUCAGCCAAAAUAUAGACCUCCGACGCCACCAGAGGACUCACACUGGUGAAAAACCGUACCAGUGCACCGAGUGCGGGAAGGCCUUCAGUCAGUUUGCAAACCUGAGGUUUCACCAGAGGAUUCACACCGGAGAGAAACCUUACAAGUGUACCGAAUGUGGGAAGGCCUUUGAGACGGCUUCAAAGCUUAAAAUCCACCAGAGGGUUCACACGGGAGAAAAGCCGUACCUGUGCACGGUGUGUGGAAAGACAUUCCGAGAGACUUCACACUUUAAACGACAUCAGAGAAUUCACACCGAUAAGAAAACCUAUCAGUGCUCGGAAUGUGGAAAGAUGUUCCGGAAUUCGGUAACCCUCCAAGAACACCUGAGCAUUCACACCGGCGAGAAGCCCCACCAAUGUGGCAUUUGUGGGAAGGCCUUUCGGAAGAGUUCAAGUCUUCAACUGCACCAGAGCAUUCACACGGGUUUCAAACCUUUUCAGUGUGCUGAGUGCGGGAAGACCUUAAGGGAUUCCGUAAGCCUUAAGCAGCAUCAGAAAAUUCACACUGAAGAAAAACCUUAUCAGUGUCGUGAGUGUGGGAAAGCUUUUAGGAUUUCCGCCAACCUGACAGAACAUCUGAGAAUUCACACGGGUGAAAAACCUUACCAGUGUACCACAUGUGGAAAAGCUUUCAUCCGGAAUAUCCAGCUUAAAAUCCACCAGCGAAUCCACACAGGUGAAAAUCCAUACCAGUGCACUGAGUGUGGAAAAUCCUUCUCCAGGGCCUCAAACCUUAAAAUCCACCAGAAGGUUCACACGGGUGAAAAACCUUACCAAUGUACGGUAUGUGGAAAGACGUUCAGACAGACCUCAAAUCUGAAAUUCCACCAGAAAAUCCACACCGGUGAGAAACCGUAUCAGUGUAAGGAGUGCGGAAAGUCUUUUAGACAGACUUCACAUUUCAAACGGCACCAGAGAAUUCACGCGGAGGAAAAAUCCUACCCGUGUUCUGAAUGUGGGAAGACUUUCAGGAAUCAGGGAAGUCUUGAAGGUCACCGGAGCAUUCACACAGGAGAUAAGCCGUACCAAUGUACAGAGUGUGGAAAGUCUUUUAGGAGAAAUACACGUCUUAAACUCCACCAGAGCAUCCAUGCAGGAGAAAAACUGUACCAGUGUUCAGAAUGUGGCAAAAUUUUAGGGGACACAGUAAGCUUAAGGCAGCACCUGAGAAUUCACACUGGAGAGAAACCGUUUCUGUGUACCGAAUGUGGAAAAACGUUCAGGACUUCUGCCAACCUUAGGGAACACCAGAGGAUUCACACUGGUGAAAAACCAUACCAGUGCAGUGAAUGCGGAAAGAAUUUACGGGAUUCGGUAAGCCUCCGACAACACCAGAGGAUUCACACCGGAGAGAAACCCUUUCACUGUACUGAGUGUGGAAAAGCUUUCAGGAAUUCGGCACAUCUUAGGGAACACCACAGAACUCACACCGGUGAAAAACGAUAUCAUUGUGAUGAAUGCGGGAAACCGUUUCGAGAUUCGGUAAGCCUUAGACAACACCAGAGGAUUCACACCGGGGAAAAACCAUAUCACUGUAACGAGUGUGGAAAAGACUUCAGGAAUUCUUCCAACCUUAGGGAACACCAAAGAAUUCACACAGGAGAAAAACCUUACCAAUGUACUACCUGCGGAAAAUCCUUCACCCGGGGUAUACAACUUAAAACCCACCAACGAAUUCACACGGGAGAAAAUCCGUUCCAGUGUACUGAAUGUGGGAAGUCCUUCUCCAGGGCAUCCAACCUUAAAAUCCACCAGACGAUUCACACGGGUGAAAAACCGUACCAGUGUACGGAGUGUGGAAAGACUUUCAGGCAGACUUCAAAUCUGAAAUUCCACCAGAAGAUUCACUCUGGCGAAAAACCGUAUCAGUGUUCAGAGUGUAAAAAGACUUUCAUCAAUUCGGUAAGCCUUCGACGACACCAGAAGAUUCACACAGGAGGAGCAAAUGUCCAUAAAGAUGGUGUCACUAAAUGAGCUGACUACACUAGUGACCGUGAUUACCUUUGACUGGUGGAUGUAUUAGGAAUUGGUGUAUUCUGUUCAUAUUUCUUAAGAUGUAGAAGAAGAAGAAGAAGAAGAAGAAGAAGAAAGGUUUUCUUUGUUUGCUCUCAUUGACCUGAGUGGUCACUUUUUUGGGUCUGCCUAUUGGAUUGUCACUUAUAAAGAUAAGGAGUUGGGGAGUCACCACAACCACCCUGUUUGAUGAUGAUAUGACAAAAGUAACUGUAAGUAGGAUCGAAAGUGAAAUAAAUGGACUGAGGGGGUUAGUGGUUUAGAGAAAAAUCACUCCUGAUGAGCAGAUGAGUCUCAUACAGACGUGGGUUCUUAACUAAAUACCGACUUCUGGGUCGGAUUACAGAUAUACGACAACAAAGGUGGAAUAGUUGAGACUUUCUGGAAUUAUAGAGGAAGUGAUGUCACUCUUCAUCUUCUGGUUCCUGGUCAUGUCUAUGGACAAAAAGGGAGAAGAACUCAGUGAUUGCGCCCUCUCCUGGUCAGGAGUAUCUAUGACAUUUUCAGCAGAGCCCUUCAAGUACCAUAAUUGCGCAUGCCUGACACAGUUACGUCAUGUAAUGCUUAUCUGUUGGUGUGUUCUGAGGUUUACUCAGGUAAGCAAGAAAUGAAUUUGAAGGUAAGGCAGCUUAAGUCACUGAUCCUGGCACAGCAGAUUUGCAGCACACCCCAUGGAAGUGGUUGACUUUAACACAACUUCCACAGGCAAACAUUAGAUGUUCAUGCAAACAGUGCCUAAAGAUAAAGGUGUUUGCCUGGUCAGGUUUGUGGAAAAAGUGACCAGUUUCCAUGGGGUAUACUUACUUUUUCACAUGACUUCUAUAUUGAUUAGCACAUGAUAAUAAGAAUUCCACUGUAGUUGGACAAUAAGGAGCCUACAAGCCUAUAAUGCUGUGAGCAGUCAGGGAUGAAGGAGCAAUAGAGGGCAUCCCAGAAGAGGGGCAAAAAAUUAAUCUGUCCUGACAGGGAGUCCAAAAGAGGACAAAGUCCUUGCAAUAACUUUUCCAGGUGGUAUAUAAUGAGGGGAGGAAGACAGGGAAUCUAGGUGAAGGGACCUCACAGUCCCCCUCACAUUAAAUAACUCUUUAUAUUAAUGCCCCCUGUAGUUCUAUUACCUGACCCUUUAGUUAUGAAUGGUACAAGAGGCUUUGUGAAUUCUUCCUUCAGAUACUGUAAUACAAAAAAACUGAGAGUGAUGGACUUCUCUAAUUAUACUUCUAACAAACAUCAAGCACAAGAAAUUAUUUCAGAAAAAGAAGGCAAACGUUUCAAGGUAAGGUACAACUCAAUUACUGUCCACGUUGAGAGAGCAUGGAAAAUGCUAAUAAAAGAAAAAUUGAGCGAGAUGGCAGUCAAAGGGGCUUCUUCAAAGUAUGGAAUCAAGGUAUGCAUCCUUCUACUUGUAUGAAAGAGACGUUUGUCUUUUUAAUAAAUUUGCAAACCUUUCUGAAAACGUUUUCAUUUUAUCAUGAUGGGUUAUUAAGUGUAGAUUGCUGGUCAAAAAUGGCAGAUUUAUCCAUUUUAAAUUACAUCUUCCUCUCAACAGAGGGCGCAGAAAGUGAAGGGGUCGGGUUACUUUCUGAAUCCAAUGUUUAAAAACAAUUCUUUUUUAUCAUACAUUCGAUUUACACGUCUCAUGAGGUUUAACUACCGCCAGGUGGCAGCAGUGCACGAGCGUCUUCUGGUGCACAAGCGCACUUGCAAUUCUUCCCGUUAGUCACCGAUAGAUAGAUAACUAGAAAUGAA